Messenger RNA from Glycine soja, 841 nucleotides. Its product is annotated as outer envelope pore protein 21, chloroplastic. The coding region runs from base 57 to 560 and encodes 167 amino acids. The record is from RefSeq and is a predicted model, not a curated record. Gene Ontology annotation, molecular function: voltage-gated monoatomic anion channel activity. Lineage: Eukaryota; Viridiplantae; Streptophyta; Magnoliopsida; Fabales; Fabaceae. The transcript is spliced from 5 exons. Gene Ontology annotation, biological process: regulation of monoatomic anion transport.
AGUAGUAGUAAUUAAAAUUGGAAGUAAGGAUAGCAUAUUUUUAUCCGGAACGGAAAAUGGAGACCUCUCUGCGAUACGGAGAAGAUUCCAAAGCUUUACGAAUCCAUGCGAAGCAAAAACUCCGAAUCGACUCCAACACCUACUUUCAGUUGCGCGGAGAGCUUGAUACAAGACUUGGACAACCAAGUUCGUCCAGUGCCCUCAUCAGACAUUUCUAUCCAAGUUUAUCAGCAACCCUUGGCGUAGGAGUGCGUUAUGAUAAGCGUGACAAGUUGCGUUACACUGUGAGUGCAAAGAAAACAUUUCCUGUCACUGUUGACGGCUUGCUCAAUUUUAAAAUCAAGGGUGGAUGUGAUGUUGACAAAGACUUUAAAGAGAGGAAGUCCAGAGGAGCCGCCGAGUUUUCAUGGAACGUGUUCAAUUUUCAGAAGGACCAAGAUGUUAGACUUAGGAUUGGCUACGAAGUAUUUGAUCAGGUUCCUUACCUGCAGAUUAGGGAGAAUAAUUGGACAGUAAAUGCAGAUUACAAAGGUAGAUGGAACGUGAGAUAUGACUUGUGAGAAGUGCAGAGAGCUUUUUCUGUAGACGUGUUCUGCUUGUCAUUUUUUUGUAGACGUGUUCUGUUUCUCACCCCAACCUUGAGCUCCGCCCUUAAAAAAGGGACCAUGCAUAAAUUUAUGUUUAGUCAUGCAUGCGAGUUACUUUGCAUGAGGAACUAAAGUGAUUCUGAUUGGUUGAAAAUGAAGUUCGCAUAUGAUUUAAUAAUUUUCUGUAUUAAAAUAAAAUUCUUCCCUGCGUAUGUAGGAUGAAUCCACAUGUAUGACUAACUUGUGUGCUGGAA